Nilaparvata lugens (brown planthopper) is the source of this 1584-nucleotide messenger RNA. RefSeq names its product radial spoke head protein 9 homolog (gene Rsph9). The transcript has 4 exons. Gene Ontology annotation, cellular component: axoneme. Bases 231 to 1079 code for a protein of 282 amino acids. Gene Ontology annotation, biological process: cilium movement involved in cell motility; axoneme assembly; motile cilium assembly. Lineage: Eukaryota; Metazoa; Arthropoda; Insecta; Hemiptera; Delphacidae. The record is from RefSeq and is a predicted model, not a curated record.
AGUAUAAAAUAAAAUGUCGUUUAAACAGACACUGUAAAAACGGCAGUUUUGGAAAAAGAAUAAUUUUGUGUCAUUUUAAAAAAUAUUUACAUGUGAUAGUAACCAAUAAAAGGAUGAACUGAGCUGAACUUGUAACCUAGAAAAUAAUGUUGUUAUUCAAAAGCUUUCCUUUCAAUUUGUUUUAGUUUGAAUAUAUAUUCAUUACAUUACAAUUUUUAUAUUCUACAAAAAUGGACAUUGACAGAUUUCUUAAUGGUUUUGAAGGUAUUUCUCAUUUUGGCAUACAAAUGAAUGAAGAGAGAAAAGCAAUAUUAAGCAAUUCUCUUGUUUUACUGAAGAAUGAUAACCACUUUUCAAAAAUAUUCUAUUGGGGAGAAAUAGAUGGAGUUUUGGGGAGUUAUUUUAUAAGCUACGGAUAUCAUCGAGAUGCUUUGAGAGGCCGUCAGUUCUAUUACAGCACAAAUUGCUUUGAAUGGGUACUACUACCCAAACCAACACCACUUGACAUGUAUCUCUCCCUGAAUUUCUAUGUAAGAUUCCAAGGAGAUCCAAGCUAUGGGACAACUAUCGAAGAGCGAAUCAGAAAAAAACUGGAGAAGGUCAACGAUCAUGGAGACAAUGUGCUCAUAAACGAAGGCAAGUUGAAGGAAGAGAACCGCCUAGCUGCUACAGUUCAUCUAAUAAAUGACGAGACAGCUGUGGUACCAAGAGGUGCAUAUGUGAAACGACCGAACGGCCUCAUAGAACCCAAUCAAUCGUUCCAAGGGCUUCAGCUGAUCGAAUCCGAUGACCUGAAAAGCUACUUGCAUUUCAGGUCUCCAACCCAGAAAUGGAACAGCAACCUGCUCACCAGGAGGGAUUACAACUAUUCAUUCGACUUUUUAGACCCUCUUGAUGCGGAUCUACCUGAAGGGCAAUUUAUUCUGGACAAUUCAAGAAAUGGAUAUCGAUUAGCCACUAUUAGGAGCUUGACAUGGCCGGGCUACUAUUUCUACCACUUUAUAAAUACACCUGAAUACGGCUCAAUGUACGUUGGAAACGGAAGAAAGAAUUUGGAUGUUCCGUUCAUGUUGUUCUAGUCACAAAUUUCAAAUCUGCUAACAAGUCUUGUUCGAGAAAUCCAUCAAAAUGAAUAUUAAACUUAUUGAGUGUCGAUGAGAAAUUUAUUGGAUUAAAUAAAUUAUGUUUUUUCAAGUUUUAUCAUUAUUAAUAUUGAGACGUGUAUAGUAACCUACUCACUUUUCCUUUGUUGUAGUCAUUAAACUCACAUGUUGUUCUAGUCACAAAUUUCAAAUAUGCUAACAAGUCUUGUUCGAGAAAUCCAUCAAAAUGAAUAUUGAACUUAUUAGGUGUUGAUGAGAAAUUUAUUGGAUUAAAUAAAUUAUGUUUUUUCAAGUUUUUAUGUUUCUAUCAUUAUUAAUAUUGAUAGACAUAUUAUAGUAGCCUACUCACUUUUCCUUUAUAUGGCCACUACAAUCCUAUUAUAUUAAGCGAGCAAUUUCUGUAUUUAUAUAUCUGGUUAUUUAUGUUUAACGGAUCUCGAAAACGGCUCUAACGAUUUUCACGAAAUUUGGAACAUAGUAG